AUGAAGAAGAGCAGCGGCAUCGGCGUGCACGUCGUCUUCCCUGUGCUGCGGUCGUGGUCCGUCGAGGUCAUCAUCUCCCCUGUGCUGCGGAUCUUCUCCCUCACCACGUCCGACAGAAUGAGAACUCUGCUCCAGGCUCCUGCCGGCGCCGCCGUUGGCAGCAUACCAAACACGUUGGCGAACCCGGGCUCUCGCCUCCCUCCCUCCUCGCCUUCGACGCUGACCGGCUCCACACCGCCGCCUACCGAUACGUCUUCUUCUUCUUCUUCCACUCCUCCGUCGUCACCGUCCUCUGCUCCGACACCACCUUUCCCGUCUUCUCCUACUCCGUCGCCACCUUCCCCUUCGACACCACCGGCUGCUGCACCACCUCCUCCUUCACCGGUUGCCAUUGCCAGUACCCCUCCGCCGCCUGAGGCAUCGUCUCCGCCCCCACCGGCCGCAUUGCCUCCCCCACCACCAGCCACAUUGUCGCCCCCGCCACCGGCGCCAGUUCCCACGGCCACGCCGCCGCCUCCGCCUCCGCCCGCCGUCGCACCGCCCCCACCGGACAUUGCCGCGCCCCCUCCUUCCACCACGCAGGCGUCGCCACCGCCCUCCGCUCCCCCACCGCGGCGGUCCCACGCCACGCCGCCUUCUUCAAGCCUGUCUCCUCCGCCACCCGCGGCGCAGCAAACCCCGUCUCCCGUGGCCGCCACGCCGCCACCUGCAGUUCACUCCCCCGUGGAUUACGCCGCUCCUCCGCCGGCGCGGACGAGCUCAACCCCCGCCAGGCACUCACCUACGGCAGUUGAUACUAGUGCCACCAAGGCGCCGCCGUCCAGCAGUAGCGGGCUGAGCUCUGGCGCUACGGCUGGCGUGGCGAUCGUAGUGGUGAUCAUCGUCCUCGGCUUCGCUGGCGUGUUCGUCUGCCUGUCGAAGCGGCGGAGGCGGAAGCAGGCCGACCGUUACUACGCUGGCUUCGCCAUGCCAUCGUACACGCCGCAGCACCUGUCCAGCGAGGCGCCGUUCCUGCGCGCGCCGUCUGCGCCGGGGCCGAUGAACUUCAGCAUGGGCAGCGGAGGCGGCGGCCCUGGCAUGUCGACGCCGAUGAGCCAGACAUACGGUCAGCAGCCGUGGGGUGCGUCGUCGGCCAAGUACAGCGCGACGGCGGGGAGCCAGGGCCCCGCGCGAAGCGUGGCGACGUCGGCGUCUGGCGACCUGAGCGUGGGCAACACCAAGGCGUUCACGUUCGACGAGCUUUACGACAUCACCGCCGGGUUCGCGCGCGAGAACGUGCUCGGCGAGGGCGGGUUCGGGUGCGUGUUCAAAGGCACGCUCGGCGACGGAAAGGUGGUGGCCGUGAAGCAGCUCAAGGGCGGCGGUGGGCAGGGCGAGCGCGAGUUCCAGGCGGAGGUGGAGAUCAUCAGCCGCGUCCACCACCGCCACCUCGUGUCGCUCGUCGGCUACUGCAUUGCCGAGGACCACCGCCUCUCGUCUACGACUACGUCUCCAACAACACGCUGCACCACCACCUCCAUGGUAACAAAACUUUCUUCUUUUACUUCAUUGUAUGUAUGGAGGGGGAGGCCGGCAAUGGAUUGGUCGACGAGGGUCAAGAUCGCGGCGGGCUCAGCGCGUGGAUUGGCCUACCUCCAUGAGGAUUGUCAUCCAAGGAUCAUUCACAGGGAUAUCAAGUCAUCAAACAUCUUGCUUGAUGACCAGUUUGAGGCUCAGGUAGCUGAUUUCGGGCUCGCGAGGCUAGCGGAGAACGAUGUCACACAUAUUUCAACUCGUGUUAUGGGCACAUUCGGGUACCUGGCUCCAGAGUAUGCGUCCACAGGGAAGCUGACCGAGAAAUCAGACGUGUUCUCCUUCGGUGUCGUGCUACUGGAGCUCAUCACCGGCCGGAAGCCCGUGGAUUCGUCGCGUCCCCUAGGCGAUGAGAGCCUUGUGGAGUGGUCGAGACCACUACUGAACCGUGCAAUCGAGAAUCAGGAGUUUGAUGAGCUGGUCGAACCCCGGCUCGAUGGGAACUUCGACGAUGUCGAGAUGUUCCGUGUGAUUGAGGCGGCUGCGGCGUGCAUCCGUCACUCAGCUGCCAGGAGGCCCAAGAUGGGGCAGAUCGUCAGGGUCCUCGACAGCCUGACGGACGUUGAUCUCAGCAACGGCGUGCAACCGGGGAAGAGCCAGAUGUUCAACGUAGCCAACACGGCGGACAUCCGGCAGUUCCAAAGGAUGGCGUUUGGCAGCCAGGACUUCAGCUCCGAUUACAGCCAGUCCAGGUCAAGCAUAGGCAGCAGGAGGGACUUCUAG
Molecule: messenger RNA, 2295 nt
Organism: Miscanthus lutarioriparius
Lineage: Eukaryota; Viridiplantae; Streptophyta; Magnoliopsida; Poales; Poaceae
Source: the annotation of a GenBank genome assembly